Molecule: messenger RNA, 3938 nt
Organism: Spodoptera frugiperda (fall armyworm)
Lineage: Eukaryota; Metazoa; Arthropoda; Insecta; Lepidoptera; Noctuidae
Product: putative nuclease HARBI1
Exons: 2
Coding region: 1197-1958 (253 amino acids)
Source: RefSeq, a predicted model, not a curated record
UUCGUACACACACUUUAUACAUUUUGACCAUCAGGUACAUGGAAUGUAUUACAAUUUAGGGAAUAAAAAAGAUUAUCUAUUAAUUUGGUAAAUUUUACCAGAUUUUGGCAUUCUGCUGGAAUUUCUCCUCUUGCCACAAGAUGUCCCGCAGUCGCAGCCUUUGUGUGGCUAAAAUUUGGGCUGCUGAUUUCACUUUCAUUUUCCUCAUUUUUUCCACAUAAAUAUGCUCGUCUGUUAUUUUUGGCAGGCAUUUUAACUCUCCAUAGGAUUUGUCAGCUUCUACGUUAACUUGUAAUAGUCCCAUUUAACAAAUUUUUUACCUCCUCUUCAAAAUCAUAAUAUUUCUAAUCUUUGGUGAGCAAAUUAUUUCUCAUUCCUUUUAUUAAAUGCGGAACAUCAAAUAUAGGGAUUAAUUUUGUCUUCCCUAUUUCAAUUAUUUAAUUUUCCCAUUGUUUUUCUUCUCUUAAAUAAUUUUUCUUUGUGUCUUCUAUUAACUCAUUGAUUACACUAACAUUGACUUAGGGCCGGUUUUUUGAUCCAUAGUUAACUGGACUAAUGGUUAAAAAUAAUAACUAUUAGUCAAAUAUCUUAGCAAAGCGUUUUUCGAUCAAUAGUUAGCUUGACCAAUAGUCAAACAAAUAACUAUUAGUUAAAAACAAUAACCACCCAAAGUUGAGCGGUUAGCAAGAUGGCGGAUAGUUAAACGACGCCAUUACAGCUGAUUUCAACACGCCGAAACUUCAAAACGUAUUACCUUUAUUGUGACAACAUUCAAAUACAUAGUUAUUUCAGUUUUAUUAUUACGGACUUAUCAUGGAUUUGAACAUUAUUAGAUACUUUGACAGUGAGUCGGAAAGUUCAUCAGACGAUGAUUUUUUUACUGAAUAUGUAUUGAUGAGAAGGCCAAAAAUAUUUAGACAAAGAAACCCUCCUUUGAAUACCUGGGAUGAUCUUGGUGUUUGUCAACGUUAUCGUCUCUCAAAAGCAAUAGUGAUGUGGUUAAAAUUUAAUAGGAUGUUACUUAAAAACUCCCACCACAGGUGAGUAAUUAACUAUUUUAUAGUAUUUUUUGCUACUGACUGGUUCCUUUCAAUUAAUUACUAGUUAUUUACCUAAAUUCUUUUUGUUUUAGGAAUCAUGCCAUCAGCCCACUAGAACAAAUUCUCCUUACUUUAAGAUUUUAUGCUACCGGUACUAUGCAACAGUGCUCUGGUGAUUUCUUUGGAAUCUCAAAAUCAGCAGCAUGUAAGAUAAUACACUUGGUGUCAAGAGUGAUAAGCACUAAAUUAAACUAUUUAAUUACGAUGCCACAUACUCCAGCCGAAAUUAAGGAAGUUGUAGCCAAGUUCUAUUCCAUUGCAAAAUUUCCGAGUGUUGUGGGAGCAAUUGAUUGUACACAUAUACGUAUUGUGGCGGAUGGGGUGCGAGAAAAUGAAGAUCGUUUGAAAAUUGAAACUGGUACAGGUGGUGAAAAUGCGGAAUUGUAUAGAAAUAGAAAAGAUGUCUUUUCUAUCAAUGUCCAAGUGGUUGCUGAUGCCGAUCUAAAAAUUAGGAAUAUCGUUGCAAGAUGGCCAGGCUCAGUACACGACAGCACUAUUUUUAAUAAUAGCCAGGUUAAACAUUUGAUGAACUCUGGACAGCUUGGCUGGUGUUGUCUUUUGGGCGAACGAGGCUAUGGCCUUAAACAAUAUUUACUAACACCUCUGGCUGAUCCUCGAACAGCUGCCGAAAAAUUGUAUAAUGAGAGUCAGAUAAGGACAAGGAAUGUCGUGGAACGAACUUUUGGUGUUUGGAAGAGGAGAUUUCCAUGCAUAGGCUCUCAGCUUAGGAUAAAACUAGAAAAUGUGCAACCUAUAAUUGUGAGCACGGCCAUAUUACAUAAUAUAUGUAUUAUGAAUAGGGAAGAUUUACCUACUUGUGAAAGUGUUCCAGAUAGUAUUAAAGGGAAAGUAAUAUAAUACUUCCAUUUUCUGAAAUUGAUCAGCAAUACAGAGGUGAACUGAUCACAACUUAUUUUAGCUCUCUUCUAAACUCGCACGAAAAUCCAAUUAUCACAGAAUAGUAUCUAUAUAAUAAAAUAAAAUUGUAAACUUCACUAUUUAAAACCCAUAAUAUUAUAUAUAUUAUACAGUUGAUUUUAUUGUAACUUUCGUGAGACAUACUAAAUUAAUUAUUAUGUUAUCGGCUUACUCACGUAUCGUUUUGACGAGGAACUCGACUAGUUUCAAGCCAUGCUAGAGGCUCAUAUUCAUGAGCAGCAUUACGCAACACACGACGCGGCGAUUGUCGCACUGCUACUGGCGAUUCGAGCUACGCGCCCAUCGCGCCCUCUGCCUGGAAUCGCGCGUACUAUCCGGCGCGCGCGACGAUGUUGGCUCGUUAGACUCGCUCGCCGGCGGCUGCGCAGGUGUUGGGUUCGAUUCUCGGGUCGACGCAAAAACGGUGUUACAUACCGCGCUUACUGUGUCACACUCCAGACCCGCAACAUUGUAGGCUGACGCAGAUUGCAGACUUGGCUUCCAGGCAGGAGGUAAUGCCCAGCCACCGUCUCUGUUGAAGUUGGGACGACGACUUAUUUCGAUGGCCUCACGUACUUUCCGUGGUACGAAGUAUUUCUCCCUCGCUAGUACGGAGACCUUGUCGAAACGGAGGAAAGUGAGUCGUGCCCGCGCUACAAGCAUGCUCGGCUACUGCCGAUGUAUGAGUGUCCAUGUUCUUCACACUGCGUAUGUGUUCCUUGAGUCUGGUUGUGAUGUUGCGGCGAGUUUCCCCGAUGUAACUCGAGCCACAGUCGCACGGUAUCAUGUAUACCCCGGGAACUGCCAGUGGAUCCUUAUCCUUAGGCGAGCGUAAUAAGUUCCGUAAUUGACCGGGUGGGCGGAAGAUCGUCCUGAUGCUGUAUCUUCGGCGUAACAGGUGUCCGAUGGUGUCGGUUACUCCUUUCACAUAUGGUAAGAAUGCUGGAGUCCGCUCCGCAACUGCCGGUUGUCUUUUACAUGAUGAACUCGCCAGUCGAGUACAUUGGCGCCAGUUGUACCCAUUUGUUUCCAGUACCUGUUUAAGGUGAUCAAGUUCCGCGUCAAUGUACUGGGGAUCACACAGGUUCAGUGCCCGGUUGAUUAAAGUACGGGGAACAGAGGCAAGGUGGGAGGGAUGAUGGUGUGAGUCGGCUCGUAGGUACCGGUCUGUGUGUGUCGGUUUACGGUAAACCGUGUGUGACAGGCGGCCGUCUGUUUCACGUCUCACGAGCACGUCUAAGAACGGCAACAUUCCUUCCUUUUCCUCCUCAGUGGUGAACUGAAUGCUACCGUGCACCGAGUUUAAUUUUAAGUUGAAUUCGUGGGACACCUAAACUCAGCCUCAGCGUCAGCCUACAAUGUUGCGGGUCUGGAGUGUGACACAGUAAGCGCGGUAUGUAACACCGUUUUUGCGUCGACCCGAGAAUCGAACCCAACACCUGCGCAGCCGCCGGCGAGCGAGUCUAACGAGCCAACAUCGUCGCGCGCGCCGGAUAGUACGCGCGAUUCCAGGCAGAGGGCGCGAUGGGCGCGUAGCUCGAAUCGCCAGUAGCAGUGCGACAAUCGCCGCGUCGUGUGUUGCGUAAUGCUGCUCAUGAAUAUGAGCCUCUAGCAUGGCUUGAAACUAGUCGAGUUCCUCGUCAAAACGAUACGUGAGUAAGCCGAUAACAUAAUAAUUAAUUUAUUAUAGUUUUUUUAAAAACACUCGUUAGUAAGUAGUUUUAAUCUAAUCCUUAGAAAUAUAAUUCUUUGUAUGUAUUAUUUCCCAAUGGUACAAACUAGGAUUAUAAUAUAUAUAAUAUAUAAUAUAAGGGAUAUCGUUAUAACAAUUUAGAACAGAAAUGUGGAAUGUGUAGUAGUAAUUUGAAAAAUGAAAAGAGGACUAUGUAAAAUAGGUAGUUGUUAACACAAUAAACGCAU